AUGAUGACAUUCACAUCGUUAAAUUAUACGAUUAAUAUGAAAAUACCGAUUGAAGAGUUGUAUCCACGAAAGCUAAACACAUUCAAUAAAUGUCCGAUCUAUGUUGCGCCAGCUAUUACUGAUCCAUUUAUCAAUCGAUGCAAUACUUUUGGCAAAAAUACUUUUUACCAAGGCAUCGACAUUGAGAUUAUUACACAAAUAUCAAAAAAGUUAAAUUUUGCUAUUGAGUAUAAGCAAGACAGCACUAACCAUGGAAGAAUACUGUCAAAUGGGACAGUGACUGGGACCAUGAAUUCGGUGUACUCGGGCCAAACCAAUAUCACAAUUGGGGGAUAUGCUUCAACAGUGGAACGAUCUCUAUUUUUUUCCACGUCAAAUCCAUAUCUACAGGCAUCAAUUGGUUUUUGUUACAAAGAAACUAUGGGCUACUUGCCACUGACAGCACCGCUUAAAAUACGCCUUUGGAUUGUUGUAUGUGUUAUUUUAUUCAUUGCCAUCGUUCUCAUAAUGUUGACGAAAAAGCUGAAUCAAAAAUGGCGCCAUUUCAUCAUUGGCGGUAAACUGAAUCGCACUCCAAUUUUGAAUAUGUGGGCAGCAAUGUUGGGAAUGUGCAUUUGUAAUCCAUAUAUUCUUCGUGGAGGCAAAAAAUUCGGCGCAUUGUACACAUCUUUACGAACACAUCGACUCACAUCUGCCUAUGAUACGGUUGAGAAAAUUCAACAAUCGAAUUGCAAAGUAACCACAAGCCCAUCUGGGUAUUCAAUUAUUAAAAAUGUGUUCCGCCACGACCGGAUUCAGAUUUCAAAUCAAACCGAAUUGACAGUCAACCUGCGAGCGUUAAGUAAUGGUGAUAUCGUCGGUGUAGUUCUUGCAACAGAUUUAGCACAAAAACGAUUUAAUUUGAAAAAUUAUCCAAGUCGACGUUUGGCAUUCACCAAAGAUCGUCUGUACAUGUACUCUCCGGUGUUUCUGUUUCGCAAGAAAUCCGCAUUAAGAAAAGUGUUUAAUAAACAACUAUUGGCUUUACGUGAAGCAGGUCUCAUUGAAUUUUGGACAAAGCAUUUCAUAGACCAUCGCAAGUUGAAAGAUAAACGAAAACCACCAUCAAAACUUCGAAUCGAAAAUUUAUACAGUGUUUUUCACAUUUGCGGCAUUAUCUAUGCAAUCAGUGUUAUGGUAUUUAUUUUGGAGAUUUUUAGUGCAAAAUAUCAACAUAUCAAACGUAUUCUUGACUAUUUAACUUAUUAG
Messenger RNA from Contarinia nasturtii (swede midge), 1248 nucleotides. RefSeq lists its product as uncharacterized. Gene Ontology annotation, molecular function: glutamate-gated receptor activity. Gene Ontology annotation, cellular component: membrane. The coding region runs from base 1 to 1248 and encodes 415 amino acids. NCBI's taxonomy places the organism in Eukaryota, Metazoa, Arthropoda, Insecta, Diptera, Cecidomyiidae. The record is from RefSeq and is a predicted model, not a curated record. The transcript is spliced from 4 exons.